CUCUUCUAACCCAAUUUCUACCUUUCAGUGCCUGGCAGUCUGAGCCCCUCACUUUUCUGUUUUUGGCUUGCCUAAGGGACUCAAAAUUCUGACCCAGUUCCCCCAUCACCGAGCCUGUGCCGAAUCCCCGGCACCGUGGAAAUCAAGAUAAAUGGGGGAUGGGGAAGUGGAUUGAGGAAAACACGUGUUUACAGGCACCAAUGUAGGAGAUCUUGAGCUCCGGAAAGAGGAGAAUAAAGGCUAUCUUGAGUUCUGCGACAGCGGUUCAGAAAACUCCACCAGAUGUCUGCUGUGGCUACUCCAGCCAAUGGAGACUUUAAUGGUUACGAAUGGAGUCGCUGGGAAGUCAUGGGCAAUUGUAAGUCAGCUGAAGAACACUUUCAAGAAAUCAACAAUCACGUCUGUAAGGUAAAAUCUGCCUAGAGAAGGCUGAGAUGGAGAAAGUAUCCUAAACCCUGGGGAUCAAAUGACUGACCUGCAGGGAACUCAGAAAGGAGCCCCCAGAAUCGAGACCCCUAAAGACAAAGGCGGCGCGGAAACUACGGAGACUCGAAAUUAAAGACCCUUCCUGAAAAAGAGGAAACGAGAAAAAAGAGGAGCGAGGCGGACAGAUUUCAGGUAGACAUUGGGAAGGGACAAGAAAGAAGAAGAGAAGCAAAAGAAGGCUUGCAGGAUCGCAGCGGACAAGCAGGAAGUGGAAUGCAUCCGAUUUCAAAGGCAAGCUCCGCAUCCCUCUUCGCAUCCCUGGAUGCAGCCGCCUGUUCUGGGUGUCGUCUCCCUUGGCGUUCUCGUUCCUGCACAGACACGGGCAACUCUUCACCGGAGCGACACCGUGUUGUGUCAAGGUAUCCGAGAGGAGCCUCACUCCUCGCGCUGCACCCUAGAUUCCUCCACCCGGCCUCCCAGCUCUGAGCGCAGGGCAGCCCAGUUAGCUGGUUUCAACCCGCAGGUCGCGGGCUGCGCGAACUGACUGACUGCAAGCUCCUUGGCGCUGCCCCCCUCCCGCCCCCCGGGCCGCGGGGCUGCUCUGAUUGGACGUGGCUGCGCCCGGCCGGCCAAUGGUGAGGCGGCGGCAGCUUCCCGGAAGUGGCGGCGCGGCCGGCGGUGGCUGGGGCUUCCGUUGCUCUCUAGGCAGGCGGUCAGUCCGCCCGGGUUGGCGGACGCAAUGAGCUGCUUCGAGGGGCAGAUGGUCGAGUAUCCAACCAUCUCCAUAGACCGCUUCGACCGGGAGAACCUGAGGGCCCGCGCCUACUUCCUGUCCCACUGCCACAAAGAUCACAUGAAAGGAUUAAGAGCCCCUACCUUGAAAAGAAGGUUGGAGUGCAGAUGAGGAAACUGAGGAACCAGAGGGGUUAAAUUAGUUGCCCAAAGUCACGCAGCCAGUAAGUGGCAGGACCAGGAUUCCCACCAGCUUGAAGGUUUACUUAUACUGUUCUCCUGUUACUAAAGAGCUGUUGUUAACAAGCCCGAGGUACAGAUUUUGGGAGAAACGAAUUAUAUCCAUUGAAAUUGAAACUCCUACCCAGAUAUCUUUAGUUGAUGAAGCAUCAGGCGAGAAGGAAGAGAUUGUUGUGACUCUCUUACCAGCUGGUCAUUGCCCAGGAUCAGUUAUGUUUUUGUUUCAGGGCAACAAUGGGACUGUCUUGUACACGGGAGACUUCAGAUUGGCGAAAGGAGAAGUUGCCAGGGUGGAGCCCCUGCACUCCGGGGGCAGAGUGAAAGACAUCCAGAGUGUGUACUUAGACACGACUUUCUGUGAUCCGAAAUAUUACCAAAUUCCUAGUCGGGAGGAGUGUCUGCGUGGGAUCCUGGAGCUGGUUCGCAGCUGGAUCACGCGGAGCCCGUACCACGUGGUGUGGCUGAGCUGCAAGGCCGCCUACGGGUACGAGUAUCUCUUCACCAACCUCAGCGAGGAGUUCGGAGUCCAGGUGCACGUGGAUAAACUAGACAUGUUUCGAAACAUGCCUGACAUCCUUCAUCAUCUCACAACAGACCGUGACACUCAGAUCCAUGCGUGUCGGCAUCCAAAGGCAGAGGAAUAUUUUCAGUGGAAUAAGUUACCCUGUGGCUUUACCUCCAAAAAUAGACUUCCACUCCACACAAUCAGCAUUAAACCAUCCACUAUGUGGUUUGGAGAAAGAGCCAGAAAAACCAACGUCAUUGCGAGGACUGGAGAGAGUUCGUACAGAGCCUGCUUUUCUUUUCACUCCUCCUACAGUGAGAUUAAAGAUUUCUUGAGCUACAUCUAUCCUGUGAAUGUAUAUCCAAAUGUCAUUCCGUUAGGCACAACUAUGGGUAAAGUUCAAGAAAUCUUAAAGCCUUUAUGCCGAUCUUCCCAAAGUACCAAGCCGAAGUAUAAACCACUUGGAAAAUUGAAGAGAGCAAGAACAAUCCACCUAGACUCAGAGGACGAUGACAGUGACCUCUUUGAUGAUCCUCUGCCAGUACCUUUAAGGCACAAGAUUCCAAGCCAGCAAACUCUUCGCCCUGAGGUAUUGCCCACGACUGCGAUUUCACAAGACCAGCCUCAAAAACGGAGAGAAAGCACAGGGUGCUUCAGAGCAGAGAGUAUGCCAACAACUUUCCUUUGGGCAGACUUUAUAGAUUGUGAGGAAUCCAACAGUGAAAGUGAGGAAUCCAACAGUGAAAAUGAAGAAUCCGAAAUCCCAGCUUCAGCUCAAGGAGACAUGGGUCCUGUCCCCCAGCUCCAGAAGAGGGCUGAUGGGGAAGUACCACAGUGGGAAGUGUUCUUUAAAAGAAGUGCUGACCUCACUGAUGAUGACUAUCUGGAGAACCUCCCGUCCUCCACAGAGGCAGGGGGCUCUCAGUCUCCGAAGCUUUUCAGUGACUCCUCUGAUGGGGAAUCAACUCACAUCUCUUCCCAGACGUCUUCUCAGUCAACACACAUAUCAGAACAAGGAAGUCAAGGCUGGGACAGCCAGUCCGACACUGUUCUGCUAUCUUCCCAGGAGAGAAGUGGGGGCGUGGCCUCCUCGAGCAGACGUGUCUACAGGCCAGGAAUCAAAGACAACACUCUUGCCCCUCAGAUGGAACAAAAUGUACUUUGCCCAAAGGACACAUACUCUGAUUUGAAUAUCAGAGAUCAAGAUGUAAGUAUAGGUUCUAGUGCUGGAGAGACGGCUACUCUGAGCAGCGGGAAGCACACGCCUCAGGAGAAAAGGCCACUAAACCCAAGCAGCAGCGCAGAGUCACCAAGCUCCUCUGAUUUUGAAAUUCCCUCCACUCCAGAAGCCGAGCUACCUACACGAGAGCAUUUACAAUAUUUCUAUGAGAAGUUGGCAACAGGGGAGAGGAUAGUAGUUGAAAAAAGAAAAAGCUCACCUCAUUCUAGAGCAACCACUAAAAAACCUAUACCAAGAGAUAAUAGUCAAAAUCCUAAUAGAUAAACUAAAAUGGAAAACUUAAAAAUGUUCCUAUAACCUAAAAGGUGGCAAGUAAAGGGGAAACGGAGGACCAAAAAAUAGAGGGAAAACACAGAAAACAAGAUAUGGGAGAACUAAAUCCAAACAUAUCAAUAAUUACAUCAAAACAGAGGAAAAACCAUAAACCAACUAACUAUAUACUGUCUAUAGGAAGCUGACUUCAAAAGGCUUGGGUAGGUUUACCAGUGAAAGGAUGGAAACCUUUACCAUGUAAACAUUACUUAAAAGAAAGAUGGAGUGGCUAUGUUACUAAUGAUAAAACAUCCAGUUCACUGAGACAGAAUCCUAAAAGUACCGUACAACUACGGAAUAUACAAAGCAAAAACAACUGCAAGGAGAAAGACGAACUAAUGCACAAUUACAGCUGUAGCAGAAUUAGUCUACAGAGUAUCAGCAAGGAUACAGAAGAACUGAACAGCACCGCCACCCAACUGGAUUUAACUGACACAUCCAACAGCAGAAUACACGCUUUUCAAGUUUACACAGGACAACGCUCACCAAGACAGACCAUAUCCUGGGUUGUAAAAACACUUCAAGUUUAAAGAAUAAACUUGGUGACAGAAGAAAGUCAGCCCCUUACCUAUCUCAGGUGUUCCAUCACUUAAGAGUGUUGGUGUGAAUACAG
Messenger RNA from Balaenoptera musculus (blue whale), 4068 nucleotides. RefSeq names its product DNA cross-link repair 1C (gene DCLRE1C). Lineage: Eukaryota; Metazoa; Chordata; Mammalia; Artiodactyla; Balaenopteridae. Bases 1611 to 3407 code for a protein of 598 amino acids. The transcript is spliced from 17 exons. Gene Ontology annotation, molecular function: 5'-3' DNA exonuclease activity; damaged DNA binding. Gene Ontology annotation, biological process: double-strand break repair via nonhomologous end joining; protection from non-homologous end joining at telomere; interstrand cross-link repair. The record is from RefSeq and is a predicted model, not a curated record.